Messenger RNA from Xiphias gladius (swordfish), 1358 nucleotides. It is a transcript of the gene rnf181, whose product is annotated as ring finger protein 181. Gene Ontology annotation, molecular function: ubiquitin protein ligase activity. NCBI's taxonomy places the organism in Eukaryota, Metazoa, Chordata, Actinopteri, Istiophoriformes, Xiphiidae. The coding region runs from base 147 to 620 and encodes 157 amino acids. Gene Ontology annotation, biological process: protein ubiquitination. Gene Ontology annotation, cellular component: cytoplasm. The transcript has 6 exons. The record is from RefSeq and is a predicted model, not a curated record.
AGGAAGAGGGCGCGAGUCCCUACCGUGAUUGGACAAAGUACCACAUGGGUGAACUCGUCAUACCCGGAAGAAUGACAAAUGUUAAUUGUUACUAACAAUUUAAGGUAUCUUAAUGCAAAGAAGAUACGAACGUUGGCUGGACCAAAAUGGCUUCCUACUUUGAUGAACACGACUGUGAGCCCACCAACCCUGAGGAACAGUAUCGACAGAAUGCACUACUUGAACUGGCCAGGUCUUUAAUGCAGGGCUUGGACUUACUUGACUCAGGGACGUUUGACUUGUCGGACUGGGACCAACGUCUUCCGCCUCCGGCUGCCAAAACGGCUGUUCAGACCCUCACCGUGGUCAUCAUUUCUCCAGAGCAAGCAGACAAAGGUCUCAAGUGUCCCGUUUGUUUGCUGGAGUUCGAGGAACAAGAAACGGUUCGAGAAAUGCCUUGCAAACACCUUUUCCACUCAGGAUGUAUACUGCCAUGGCUGGGCAAGACCAACUCCUGUCCGCUCUGCCGAUUUGAGUUACCAACUGACAAUCCAGAGUAUGAGGAGUUUAAAAAAGACAAGGAGAGAAGAAAACAGAGGGAACACAGGCUGGAGGACCUACAUGGAUCCAUGUACACAUGACACGUCAUGUACACGUCCCUGAGUGCUGUGAUGCAAGUCUGUUGCACAGUGACAUUUUACAGAGAAUUAUGGAAAAAAAAAAAAAGAAGUACAUAAUGCUGCAUUUAUGCCAUUUGUUACAGAAUGUCAGUAUAAAAAUGCAAUGGGGGGGAUAAAACGUCCAUGUCAGCCUGAUUCUUGUAAUUAUGAGAAAUAUCUGGAACGAAUGACUUUGACAAUAUCUCCCCGUUGGCAAAAAGUACUAUCAAGAACUUGUUGGCAAAAUGGCUGCAGAGCCAACUUCACUGGCAGCUCCUCCUAAACAAAAUCCAAUAUUACAAAUAUGUAACACAAUAAAAAUAACUAGUUUAGACAUUUCCAUUUAUCCAUUGUGACCAUAAGGCUGGCAGUGGGGGUAGCCAUGUUGGAAUAAUGUGAGAGCGCUCCCGUUUGGGUAUCGGAGGGUUUUCCUGUUCUUUCCAUUCAGUAGACAUGGCGUGACUGCAGCAUAAGCAAUGAGGUCGUUGAAAAUGCUUCUCUCUGAGUUGGGUAAAUGCUCUUUCCUCAUUAGUUAGGAUGAAUAUCGAGACGAAUACGCUGUUGACAGCAACAUUAAGAAAUCUGAAGUGUUUCAGUUCAGUCUCUUCGUUCCUUUUUUACAGAAAUGUAUCAGCUUUAAAUGCAAAAAAAACAACCUGUUCUGCUGUAUUUGUCUAAUGAAUAUGAACUAUUUAAAUAAUUAUAUAUAUUCAUCAGUUA